Molecule: messenger RNA, 1471 nt
Organism: Ricinus communis (castor bean)
Lineage: Eukaryota; Viridiplantae; Streptophyta; Magnoliopsida; Malpighiales; Euphorbiaceae
Source: RefSeq, a predicted model, not a curated record
AUUUAUAUAUAUAAUUAAAAUAAUAUAUAAAUAAUGAUAAUAUAAAUUAAUAAAAUAAUAUAUAAAAUUAAAAAAUUAUUUAAAAAUAAUAUCAAAACAAUUAUUAAAAUAAUGUAGGUAGGAGUUACGACUUCAAUAACUAUUCAUAACAGUAAUAAAAACAAGUUACCGGUAAGUAAAAAAAAUAAAAAUGAAAGAAAUUACCAUUAAAAAAGUGCUUUUUUGAAAAAAAAAUUUAUAAAAUUAUUUCAAAAACUCGACGCGUACUCAUUUAGCUGCCUAAGGAAAGAGGCCACAUUACUUGACCAUUAUCACCUGUUACUGUGUGUAAAGAGAUAAAAAUGGGCCAUCAUCACCAAGAAUUCAACACCCAAAACCUGACCCUAAUAGAAGCGGCUUUAAGGGUCCUUACCACGCCAGACCUGUUUGAGAAAGUAAAGCUAGGAGACUCUUUUGCUUCUCAAUGGCUUCAAGGAACCAUUUCCCACCCUUACUUUCCAUCCCUGAACCUCAUUAUCCCUUAUCGCCCUUCCAGAUUCACUAAUGUUAAGUUGAUUGCACCGGGUUUAAUGCCAAAACUGAAAAGGCAAGCUUGCAAAAAUAGCCUUGUUCACACUAAAAUUUGGGCUAUUGACUUGUCUUGGGAUAAUAUUGUUCGUUUUGGUAAGCAAGAGGCAAUGCCAAGAGAAUUCUUUACAGAUUUUUUGAAGGUUGCGCAAGAUGAAGGCAGACACUUUAAUCUCCUAGCAAAAAAAGAACUAGGUUCUUCUUAUGGAGCAUUACCAGCUCAUGAUGGGCUAUUGGACUCUGCCAUCACUACAUUAAAGGACCUAUUGGCACGUUCGGCAAUAGAACAUUGUGUCUAUGAGGCCAGUGGACUCAAUAUGCUGCCAACAACCAUAUCUCGAUUCCACAAUGGAGGUGACAAUGUAACAGCUGAUUUACUGGAGAGAGUGGUGUACCCUGAAGAGGUUACCCAUUGUGCUGCUGGAGUUAAGUGGUUUAAGUAUCUACGCUUGAGGUCUAGACAUUUAGGUAUUGAUUCCUGCUUAGUAUCUAAGACAGCAGAGGGUGAAAGUGAAAUUACAAUGGAGGAGAAUGAAGAGAUUAUUCAGAAAUUUCAUGUUGUAGUCAGAACACACUUUAGAGGACCAUUAAAGCCACCCUUCAAUGAGGAAGCAAGGAAAGCAGCUGGCUUUGGGCCUCGAAGGUAUGAACCACUUGCUGUCAAAGAGAUCAAUGCAGGAUGCAGAUGAUGAUUCAACUUCAUAGAAGCAAUGCGAAAAGAAGUGAACAACCAUUUUGUACCCUUAUAAUUCAUCAGUUUAAGCUGGGGACCAUAUGAUCUUUGUAGCCAUUAACAUUAAAAAGCAUAUUGAGAUGUUGAAUUGGCAUGGGGCGCAGUUCCCCUAGCUUCAUGCAAUUGUUUUCAAAUUCAAAAACCCCUUUCAAAGGAGUCUGUUAUUGAGUA